GGGGAGAAAGAGAAGAAGAGGCGCAGAAAGUGAGGAAAAGGAGGAGGAGAGGAGUAUGAAGAGAGGAGGAAGAAGAAAAGGAAGGGAGAAGGAAGAAGAGUAUGAAGGGAUGAAAAGAAUAUGAGUAGAAAGGACGGAGGAGGAGUAAGGGAGGAAAAAGAGGAGAUGAGGAGGCAGAGGAGAGGAGCAGUAUGAAGGGAGGAGGAUGAAGGAGAGGAAGAGAAGAAAGAGAAGAGAAGGAGUAGAAAAGGAGGGGGAGAGUAGGAGUAGGAAGGGAGGAUGAAAAGGAGAGGAGAAGUAUGAAGAGAGAAGGAGGAGGAGGAAGGAGGUGAGGAGGAAAGGCAAAAAUGUAUGGAUGCAACCGCCUGCUUUGGUUUCCUUCCCUAGAAAAUUAUCCCCUGUGUAGGGCACUAGCACUCAGUUUGAGACGCGCCCAGGUGAGCCCUCUCGUUGCGUCAUAUUCUCGCGAUAGCUGCAGCAGCAGAGGUCGCUGUAUUGAAUGAAGCAUGGAGCUGAAGUUCUGUCUGUUAGUGUGUUCUGGGAUACUGCUGUCAUACACUUCUGCAGCAGCAGGUGUAGGUGUAGGGAGAACGGAGUCCUGCAGCAGUUUUGAGUUCAGCUGUUCUAAUGGACAGUGUGUACCAAAGUCGUGGCGCUGUGACAAUUCGUUGGACUGCAGGGAUGGAAGUGACGAGGAAAACUGCGAAGAGAACGAGUGCAAGGUGAAUAAUGGAGGUUGUUCCCAUCUGUGCUUGGAUCUGAAGCUGGGCUUCAUGUGUGAUUGCCCCCCCGGCAUGCGGCUGGUACAGGACACACACUGUGAAGAGGUGGAUGCCUGUCUGGAUGCAGAUAUAUGUGACCAGCUGUGUGUCCAGUCUAACAGCUCUUUUACGUGCGAGUGUGUCGAUGGUUACCUGAAGAGUCAAGAGAGUGGGCGGUGCCUCGCUACAGGUGGCGCUGCAGGAUUGGUGUUCUCCAGCAGUUCUGGGAUCAGCUGGAUGAGCACUGCUGGUUCAGAUCAGAGGACCAUCUCAGACAGUACAGGAUCUCCUGGACCUUUAGCAGCGUUCAUGGAAAACAGCACCAUCUACUGGAGCAAUCCUGAACAUGCAGGAAUCUACAGGUUGUCUCUGGCUGGGGAAGAUCAGACCCCCACGCUACUGUUUAAAAACACCAGUGGGAUUUUGGGGCUGGCUGUGGACUGGGUGAAUAAACUCCUCUACUGGACCAGUAACAGCACUCGGGCUGUACACUCUUCCUCUCUGAAAGGAUCAGAACACACACCGCUCAUCACCGGCCUGACCCGACCCACCGCCGUCGCUGUACACCCUUUACUGGGGCUGCUGUUCUGGGCGGACGGAGGGGCUUUGCCAAAGAUUGAGAGGUCCAGACUAGACGGAACUGACAGAACAGCUCUGAUUACCUCAGUCAUACAGAACCCGGUCUCCAUCUGUUUAGAUCUUCCUCGUGGGCUGCUGUACUGGGCUGACUCCGGACUCCACACCAUCUCACGGGUCAGAUACGAUGGCCAGCAUCGGAAGACGGUGGUGGAGUCAAACGGUUUUCUGGACAAGCCAUUUGGACUGUCUGUGUUUGAGGAUCGUGUGUACUGGACUGACCAGUUGACGGGUUCCGUCUGUAGUGCAGAUAAACACAGCGGGAAAUCUCUGAGAGUGAUCCAAAACAUUAGGACACAUUCUGCUGCUGGACUGUUCAUCUACCACCCACUACUCCAGCACACAGGUGCUGUUCUGUCUCCGAAUCAGGCUGAGGCUGCUGAUACUGUUGUCCCAUGGAUCCUCUCUCUGAUUGUGUUCCUGUGUGUGGUGUUGGCUGUUCUCCUGUCGUGUUGGUGGAGAACCGAUAGCUCUUCGUCUUCCUCUUUAACUGCCUUUACAGCUGCUUCACUGAAGGAAUCUCAGGACCCACUCGUACCAUCUACACACUCCGACUCACACCCAGACAAAAAAAGAGACGAAUACAGGAGACAGAGAGAGGGGGGGCGCCCUUUCUUCAGGAUGGAACACACAAUGAUUUAGCGGUCUGAUACAGGAAAUUCCUCCUCCCCAUCAGAGGAAACAAAAGCUAACGUACCUUUCACUCUUGGAAACUUUGUGUGUGUGUGUGUGUGUGUGUGUGUGUGUGUAUGGGUGUGUGUGUGUGUGGUCACUGCUCACCACUUCCUGCUGGUGAUCGAGACACUGAAGUGGGCGGAGCCUCAUGAGUUUAUUUAUCUCAUUUGUUUCAUCAAGGUCAUCUUUUCUGUAAAAGUGAUUUGUGAAUCUGAUUCAGCCAUCACAAAAAAAAUCACUUGUAAAAAAGUGUUUGCAACUACCUAUAUUACACUCUUUUUUUUCAUUUGAAUGAAUCUGAAUUUGACUCAUGCAACACUGCAAAAUCAUUUUUUCCUUCAGUUUUUGAUACGUUCAUUGAAGCUUAAUGGAAGUCAUUCUGUAUGUUUGAUCUACUGUAUAUUUGACUCCGAAUGUUCUGAAAUUCAUUUGAAUCUGAAUCAUAGUCAUUUCUAUUCAUUACCUUUGGGCUAAAAGGUUAAAAACAUUCAGUAAACUUUUAAAUGGAUCAGUUUAAGUCAAUCUUGAGGAAGUCAUGUGUGUAAAUGAAUUAUUUAUAUUUGAGUUCAUUUUGGUUUGGAAUGAAUUUGAAUCUUCUCUCUAAUCUCCAAGUCUUCUUUGCAAAAUUGAGAAAAUAUUUAUUUUUUGUAUUUGAGUCUUUUUCCCCCUAUUGUGGGAUCAAAAUAGUUAUUUUAAUUAGUCACGUAGUGACAAUGUGAUAAUGAUUUUCUUUAGCUUAUGAUUUAAUAUUUUAUUUGAAAUUAAUGCCUUUAUUUACAUUAAUCUUUCUCUUGUUUUCAUUCUUGAAUAUGAAUUGGAGAGCAAUCUGCUUAAAUAAAUCUUUUGUGGAAAAAGAAAGAUAUUGACUCUUUAAAUGAAUCAUGUGGUUAAACAUUGUUUGUUCUGAUUUAAUCGUUUUAGUUUGUGUUGAUGAAUCCUUUGUACACAGUCUGUAUUGUUUAGGAUGAUCCUGGAUCUUUAUGUUUGACUCUUUUGAAUGUGUAUGAAUCGGAACCUUCCUGCUGAAGCUUCUGUUUAGCUACUGAUUUAUACUGAUUCAUUAGCUUGAAUUUGACUCUGAAUCAGAGUCAUUAUAGGUGCUCACAGUGACAGUGUUUAUUUAAGUGAUGAAUCAGGAAUCAUAAUAGUUUUUUUUUUUUUUUAAAGAUGGGAACUGGUUUGUGCAGUGUGUGUGUGUGUGUGGGGGGGUGUGUGUUGAGUAUCAGCGUUGUGUUAACUGUUAGAGAAACGGGGAACAUUUAUUUAUCUUUAUUGUAAAUGAAAGUGUGGAGUGAAAUAAAGCUGUAAUCUCUCUGUUA
This is a messenger RNA of Astyanax mexicanus (Mexican tetra), 3391 nucleotides long. Its product is annotated as very low-density lipoprotein receptor. Lineage: Eukaryota; Metazoa; Chordata; Actinopteri; Characiformes; Acestrorhamphidae. Gene Ontology annotation, molecular function: calcium ion binding; protein binding. The record is from RefSeq and is a predicted model, not a curated record. The transcript has 13 exons. Bases 507 to 2039 code for a protein of 510 amino acids.